Molecule: messenger RNA, 981 nt
Organism: Brassica napus (rape)
Lineage: Eukaryota; Viridiplantae; Streptophyta; Magnoliopsida; Brassicales; Brassicaceae
Exons: 8
Coding region: 117-815 (232 amino acids)
Cellular component (GO): 90S preribosome; nucleolus; small-subunit processome
Source: RefSeq, a predicted model, not a curated record
UUUACAUAUAAUCAGGCGGCAGCCUCUCUCUUCGCUCUUUCUAUCUAUCUCUCUCUCUCUCUGGUAGUUGUCGGAAUCCUAAUAGCUUCGGCCGUGGUGAUUGUCGGAAUCCUAAUAUGCCAAGGAAUAGAUUGAGGUUACCCUGCCUGAGACUCGACGAGUGGGCUGCCUUUACGUUGGAGAAGCUCAAUCGUUCAAAGGGAUCCAAUUUUCUCGCGGAUUGCCUCGUAGAAUUGAGGGAUCAGAACGCAUCAAAAGAUUUUAUUUUGCUUCUUGAAGAGUUGUUGCCGUAUGCACAAUCUGUGGAGUCAUAUAAGCGGUCUUCAGAAUUCAUCUUCUUAAAACUUGUCUCUGAAUUACAAAUGGAAGCAAGAUUCUCUCUUGAUUCCAUCCUCAGUUUGAUUGCUGCUUUAUCAGGAGAUCUCAAGUACGAUUUUGCUCCCUUCCUUCCACGGCUUGUCAAGUCGUUAUUAAUUCUCCUGAAUAAUGGUGGUCUGAAAAAUGCAGAGACUAUUGAGCAGGUUUUUGCUCUUAUAUUCACAUCCUGGUCUAAAAUAAUAGAAAACCUAAGGUUUUGUUUCGCACGCGACGUCCGAGGUGCUCUCAGGAGUACAUUGGAGCUGAGGUACUACCCCAGUGACAUUAUCAAUGAAAAAAUGUCAAAAUCGAUGUCAUGUGUGUUGGAUCUAGCUCGGCCCAGUCAGCUUCAAAAAGGGAUCAAGAUGAUCCUUUCUGAAGUAGCAGAGCAACCGGAAAGAGCUGCUAGAGCUGGUUUCCUCCAUUAUGAUAUGAUUGUGAGGCUGCAGAAAUCUUAAAACAAAGACCUGGUCUUUGGUUUUUAUGUGGGGUGUUAUUUAAUGUCAGGUCUAUAAAGUUCUUUUAUUAUCUUCAAGAUUUGAAAUCUUCAUAUUAUUUAUAAGAACUUACUAGUGUGGAUUCUUAUUCUGAAUUUUGUUUUUAAUAAUAUACUCUAGUACUUCA